Notothenia coriiceps (black rockcod) is the source of this 1294-nucleotide messenger RNA. Its product is annotated as centrosomal protein of 112 kDa-like. Lineage: Eukaryota; Metazoa; Chordata; Actinopteri; Perciformes; Nototheniidae. The transcript is spliced from 12 exons. The annotation marks the transcript as partial. The record is from RefSeq and is a predicted model, not a curated record.
UGGCGUAAAGUGAGGACGCUAACGUUUUUGAACCAUUUUGAGCGGCUAAAUCAGUGUUAAAAGACACCAUGAGCAAAUAUGAGGACUCAUGGGAAUGGCUGGAUACUGAGUUUGACCAUUUUCUGCUUGACAUGAAGCCAUAUGUCCUUAAACACCCCAGCAAGACAGAGCGGCAGCGAUGUGUCACAUGGAUAAAGAAGCUGUGUGACCCGGCCAGCUGUGGUUCAGGUUUGACCGGUCGUAAGAACCGCAACAUGCAUGCCCGUUUGCUCCUUCAAAUGCUCAAAAGAGGGGCCCUGGAUCGGCCUUUCACCUGCAAACCAGAGCCUGGCAGCCUCAAGACACUCCCUACCUACAUGUCGAUCUACUUUGAUGAACCUCUGCGCGGUCACAGCAGAGCGGAGCUGCCUGAUUGGUUGACAGGAGAGCUUGGAGGCCACACUGAUGACUCUUUGGCUGCCAGUCUGCUGAAGGACAGAACCAGCUCCACACCCAUCACAGCUCGUAACAGGAGAAGGCUGUACGAGGAACAGAACCCACCACGACCUGUGUCUUCCAGUCCACUCAAACAGUCUCCCAGACACGAUGCCCGCAGGGUGGAUGUGGGGCUGAAGGCAGACACGUCUCCCGAUGACAGCGACCUGGAGGCUCGUCUCAACAGCUGGAACCUGGGGGUUGAAAACCCUCGUUAUUUGCGAGAGAACCCCAGUCCCUUGUCUCCGAUUUCCAAGCCAAGCUUUGGGAGGAACAGCACCUUGGCCGAGGAUCAGGGCCCACAGUUUGCACAGAGCAAGGAGACCGAGAUGAAGAUCAAAGUUCUGGAGUCCAAGCACCAGGAGGAGAAACUGAAGAUGCAGCAGAGACACGAUGCAGAUGUUGAGAAAAUCCUGGACCGAAAGAAUGGUGAGCUUGAGGAGACGAAGAGCAUGUACCGGGCUAAGCAGAGGGAAUCCGAGGAGAUGAUCCGUAAACUGGAGAAGAAAGUUCAAAGUGUGCUGCGGGAAUCCAAGGUCAUCUGUGAGAGCAAGGAGAAGCAGAUCGCUGAGCUGAAGAACAUGUCGGAUCAGAGCAGCGACUCCCUGAAAAACGAGUGGGAGAAGAAGCUGCAUGCUGCUGUGACACAGAUGGAGCAGGAGAAGUUUGAAUUGCAGAAGAAACACACUGACAACAUCCAGGAGCUGCUGGAGGACACCAACCUGCGGCUGGCUAAGAUGGAGGCCGAGUAUAACGCGAGGGCACAAGCGACCGUGAGUACAAGAACAGGCGUGUUGACGUGCCAACAAACCCGAGUUCU